GUUGGUAAAACACAACCGGCUUGCGUUGCGUAUCGUGCUAUCUCUGUCUAUCAGUCAAAAACUCAAGAGUUUACUUGUCGACACGGCUAGUUUUAAAGUUUUUACGAUAUUCCAAAAGUUACUUUAUUUGAGUAAUCUUGUGUUUUAAGGUAAACUCUAAUGAAUUCGAAGUGAAUAAAUGGUGUUUUAUCAAUGUGGAGUGUUUUUGUGAUGUUUGAAGGCUGUGUAACUGUUUAUUGUUUCAUGUAGGUGGCUACCUACUAUUGUACCUGGGCCCAAUGUGAAAGUGUUUUCGCAUAAAAUUCAGAUCCCAUUGUUCGAUCUUUCCGGGUAUACGCUGGGAAAAACGCUAAUAAGUGUGAUUUGAGUAAAACGACGCCUAAUUUUGGUGAAAUAUGUGUUAUUUUAAAGUUUAAUGCCGCUAAACUACUGAAUUAAUAUUUGCAUGGAAACAACUGCAGCUACAAUGAAUUUGCAACCGCUGGAGAAUAUCUUCUCAUCAGACGAAGGCGGCGGCAGUUCGGACUCGCGCUCGGACAGCAGCGAGGACGAAGUCACAGAGCACGUGACGCGCUCCACGCCACCACCAGACAUGGCCGCCGCCAGGGCACAGGUGCCAACUAUAAGCGUGACCCCGCACAGCCCGGGGUUACUAGAAGACAGUCUGCAACAGCUGCGGAGGUUACACGCGGCUGUCCAGCGCAUGAGAACUGCGCCACUACCAUUACUGGCAACAGGCACAAGUCGACUGAGCACGUCUUGCCCCUCACUAUGCAAAGACGGUGUAGUGGAGGCAGACUGCUCGUCGCCAACACAUCUGGACUUCUAUCCACAGAGCAGGAAAGGAAGCGGCGAGUCCCGGCAAUGGGGCCUAUGGGAGCGUCGCGACGAAGGCCGGCGCAGCAGCUGGGCCGCGCUCGAGCCCGGCCCGCGGGUACACGAGCCGCACAGGCAACGCAAUGCGUUAAAUGGUCACAGUGCGUCGCUGUCGUCAAUGGAAUCGGAGGGGGAAGUGCCGCGUCCUGUCCGGCACUCCACACACUCGCUCAACGAUAAUGAUCUUGCUAAGGACUUCGAGAAGGUAACAGCGGCCCUCCGCGCGGGCGCGGGCGCGGGCGCGGCGGCGGGCGCGGCGGCGGCGGCGGACGCGGGGCGGCUGGCGGCGCGCCUGCCGCUGCAGAAGUCCGUGUCCACGCCCAGCAUCGUGGCCGCCGUGCAGCCGCAUCUGGCGCAGCCGCCGCCCAGCGUUGCGCGGGCGACGGGCAGCGAGUCGGAGAGCGACGAAGCGCUGGGAGCGGCGCCGGCGCCCGUCACGCGCCGCAACAACGCGCUGCCCGACCAGCUCGGCCUGCACCGCCUCGCCUUCCUAGAGCAGGCGGCUUUUGAUCACCACGCGGAGAAGCGACGGAAACGGGGCAGUUUAUUCUUCAGGAAGAAGAAGGACAAAUCCCGCAAGGCGGCGCACGCGUGGUCUGCGGCCGGCUCGGGCGGCGACUGUGAUUGGUGCGGACGUGCGUUGGCCGAUAAACCAUCGCUAUACUGCGAUAAUUGUACAAUGACAGUGCAUCAGAAUGCAUGCAAAGACUACAUAAUUGAGUGUAACAAGCCAAAAACUUCUAAGACAUCGGUCGGCAAAUCCCUAAGCGCGAACAGCGGCAAGAGCGGCAAGCGCAGCUCCGUCUCCAGCCAAUCACAAAACACCAAUAGCACGAGCCACAUUUACAACGACGAGAAGGAUGGCUCCGAUCACAAACACGACCAGAGCAACGCGUCAGACGACGCGGGCGUGUCGGAGUGGCCGGAGGUGUUCCUGACUCCGGAGCAGCUCGGCGACGAGGCCAUCCGCCUCGGCCUGGGCGCCGCCGAGCCCGACACCUGGGCAGCAGGCGCUCCUAAGGGACUAGCCAAGGCACUUGGCGAUAGAGAAACCAAACGUCAAGAACACAUAUACGAACUGAUAUUGACGGAGAAACAUCAUUGUUUAACGAUCAGACUUAUGCAAAAGAUGUUCGCGGCGGGCAUGGUCCGCGGCGCGGGCGUGUCGGCGGCGCAGGUGGCGCGCAUGUUCCCGCGCGUGGACGAGCUGUGGGCGCUGCACGCGGCGCUGCUGGCCCGCCUGCGCGCGCGCCAGGCCGCCGCGCCCACGGUGCCCAGCAUCGCCGACAUCCUGGCCGACACCUUCGCGCCGCCCGGACAUCAGAAACUCAAGGCGGCUUACGGAGAGUUCUGUUCUCGUCACCGCGACGCAGUAGAAGUCUUCAAGGAGUGUUGCACGCGCGAGCCGCGACUCUCGCGAUUCAUAAGGAAGUGCCAACAGAACCCAUUGCUCAGGAAAAAGGGUGUACCAGAAUGUGUGUUAUUCGUCGCACAAAGACUAACCAAAUACCCGCUGCUGCUGGAGCCGCUUCUGAAGACGGCCGGCGAUGACGUCAACGAGAGGGAGCUCUUACAGAAAGCUUUGUGUGGUGUCAAGGAAAUCCUAGUAGACGUAGACAACCAAGUGGCAGCCAAGGAGCGCGAAGACCGCAAGCUGGAGAUCUACCACCGCAUCGACGCGAAGUCCUUCGCUAACUUCAGGGGACGCAAGUUCAAGAAGAGCGAUAUAUUGCAGGGGAAUAGGAGCUUGAAGUUCGAAGGCGUAGCAACGCUAAUGCAGGGCCGCAGCAAGAUGCAGACUCUCCUCGUAAUAGUACUCACCGACGUACUGUUCUUCUUACACGACAACAACAACAAAUAUACGUUCUUUACGCCUGAUAAUAAGACGGGCGUUGUAUCCCUAGUGAAGCUCCUAGUGAGAGAGAAGGCUGGCGCUGAAGGUCGCGGCCUGUACCUCAUCUGUUCCGGCCCUACGGAGCCUGAGAUGUUCGAGUUGAGGGUGCACAGGCCCAAGGACAUACAUACAUGGAUACAGGCUAUCAGAGCGGUAGUCCAAAGUUGUCCUGAAGAAGUCGAGGAGUCAGAAGUGGGAGCGACCGCGCCGUCAGCUGAGGAACGACAGAGACAGCUCGACGCCAGACACGAGAAUAUAAGACUGAUCACUGAUGAAACUCCGUGGUGGCAAAUAGAAGAGGCUCUGAGAGCCAAAGACAGGGAGCACGCGACAUUGCUAGAAGAGAAAAUGGCGCUACAAAUGAAAAUGGUCGGCAUCACAGAUGAGACGUGGCUUGCACCUAAUUCAGGCAGUAACACAGCGUUUCCAGGGCUAGUGUUUCCCGACUACCUCCGACUGGCAGCCCCGUCAGCUGACAAAUACACUCUAUGGCAGGAGGUCUGCAAAGUUGUCAAGGAUGCCCUAGAAGCGAGCAGCGCACAGUGGCAGUGUGGCGGCGCUCUAGGCCGAAGUACGAGCUCUGCCGGCGAGCGACACUCUGUAGCAUACGAGAGUCCUGCUCUACCGCGCAGGGCUGACACCUUCGCUGGAUUCGACGCUAAUAGACAUAGAGGCGUAACCCUCCGCAUGUCGACAGACACGCCGACAGAGGCCGCCGAGCCCGAGGCCAGGCCGCCCGACGACCGGCCCGAGCUCAGCAGCGAGGCCGUACUCAAGCUGCAACACGCUAUCUACACGCUCACCUGUAUUGUGUGGCAGCAGCUGACUACUAUACACAGCCUGGAAGCCCAGGUGAGUGCGUGGCGCUGGCAGGGCGGCGGCGGGGCGGCGCGCACCCCCGACUGGUCGGACGCGCAGCUGGAGGAGCUGCGACACGCGCAGGCCCGCCUCACGCGCGACAGGGCCGCCUUCGACGCGCAACGGGCGGCUGAUCAUGCUGCCUUAGCACAGGAACGCCAGCAAUUGCAAGCGGCGAGGCAGGAGCUAGCCGAACAACAGAAGGAUGUGGAACAGCAACGCGAAAGGCUCUUCAGGCGAUUAGAACGGUUGCAGCAACACGGUGGAUCACAAGAGGAGAUAGCAAGCGUGGGCACUCUGUCUCCAGACUCAAGCGUGAGCGAUACAACGCGACGGAAAGAACCCAAGUGGCGAAAUAACCGCGGCUCGACGGGCUCGGAGUCGUCGGUGAGCGCGUGCAGCGUGCGCAGCGGCGUGCUGCCGCCGCCGCAGCUGCUGUCCGCGCAGAACGAGACCCGCGCCACCGUGCAUGCCUCCGCCAUCUCCCAAAUGGUGAAACAACAGCUACCACUGAAACUAGCGAGCGGUAAGAGUCAACAACCGCCGCCGGGCUACCACAGACUGCACGAGUCGCCGAGCGAUCAUCAGAGCCAAGGCUUAGUGAUCCACCACACUCGCACGGGCAGCUCGCCCGCCCCGCUGCCGUCGCAGCAACAGAUUAACAACAAGGCUACCAGAACGAACACAUACCCGAAGCUACCGGACAAGUUCCGCGUGCGCUCUCCCGAGAGCGGCGGGGGCGCGGCGGGCGCGGGGGCGGGAGGCGCGGGUGGGGGCGCGGUGGGGGGCGCGGGCGCGGGCUCGCCCCCCGCCGCGCCGCCCUCCGAGGAGGAGGUCAUCUUCUUCUGA
Messenger RNA from Trichoplusia ni (cabbage looper), 4477 nucleotides. RefSeq names its product rho guanine nucleotide exchange factor 28 (gene cyst). The transcript is spliced from 35 exons. Bases 446 to 4477 code for a protein of 1343 amino acids. Gene Ontology annotation, molecular function: guanyl-nucleotide exchange factor activity. Lineage: Eukaryota; Metazoa; Arthropoda; Insecta; Lepidoptera; Noctuidae. The record is from RefSeq and is a predicted model, not a curated record. Gene Ontology annotation, biological process: regulation of Rho protein signal transduction.